Cephus cinctus (wheat stem sawfly) is the source of this 4102-nucleotide messenger RNA. RefSeq names its product tyrosine-protein kinase Drl. The record is from RefSeq and is a predicted model, not a curated record. NCBI's taxonomy places the organism in Eukaryota, Metazoa, Arthropoda, Insecta, Hymenoptera, Cephidae. Gene Ontology annotation, biological process: protein phosphorylation; axonogenesis; cell surface receptor protein tyrosine kinase signaling pathway. Gene Ontology annotation, molecular function: ATP binding; protein tyrosine kinase activity. Gene Ontology annotation, cellular component: signaling receptor complex. The transcript has 9 exons. The coding region runs from base 448 to 2205 and encodes 585 amino acids.
GACGUCGACGACGCCGUUCCUCCGUCGACUGACGUCAUUCAUGAACUCCACAUCACGAGGCGCCAUGUGACUGACGUAUUCGCGUUAAUAAUUCCCAAAAAUCGCGCAUAGUACGCUGCAGGAAAAAAUUGAGAUUUUUGAAAAAAAAAUUAAUACCGCGAAAAAUUUUGCAAAAAAUUAUACACACGUGACGGAACAUUUUUCACGAUUCCGAGUAAACUUACGCGAUUAACGAACGACCGAGAUAUUCUGUAUCGCGAUGAAAUCUGCCGAAUUCGAAAUCGAAAAAAAUUUUGUAAAAUCCAUUUUUUGAAAAAAAAAAAUUUUUCGACUUUUUCCUCUUACUCGUAAGUCAUAUAAGCGAUCUUACGUAUUAUUGUGAAAUGUUGCAAUCAGGUGAUAAUAGGUGAAAGGGUGCAGUGGGUGGGUGAAACGAAGCAUGUGACAAUGCAGUUUGGAAGGUUCUGCAACCUUCUGUAUUUCAAAUUAAUAUUUUUCAUCCUGAUUCGACUGAGCGAUGGAUACCUCAAUAUAUUCAUCAGUCAGUCUCAGGUGAUGAAACUACUCGGUCUGAAGGCCGAGCUUUUCUACGUCCGCGAAGGCGUGGUCAACACCUACGCCAUGAACUUCGUCGUUCCGGUUCCUGCCAAUAUAGCUGACUUGGAAUUCUCCUGGCAGAGUCUCGCCGGACACCCGCUACCCUACUCCAUGGAACUGGACUACGACGUCGUGGGUGUGCCUGGUGGAAAUUCAGGGAUGAUGGCUCUCCUACCCCCGAGGGUGAACGUAUCCGCCAGGGGUGAAGUUCCGGUGACUCUGCAGGUCUUCAGGAUAAGGUUGCCCUGCUCGGGUCAGGUCAGUGCAGAAAUACCCAUGGCGCUGAGGGUUAACGUUACGGCGCCACCAGGUACCAGAUACAACGACACGAUACUCGUCUUCCGGCGGAAUAAAAUUUGCCUGAAGGGAGUGGAAACACCGCCCAGAAAUGAUUCCGUGAAGCUGGAAGCUGGUCCCCUUGUGAAUGGCGCCGGAGCACUUUACGUGGCAGCCACUUGUGCAUGCGCCUUGAUAUUGGUCGUGGGAAGUGUCGCCAGCGCUUUGUACAUUCGUAAUAGCAAGGCUCGAGUACAGGAAUCGCAGAAGACGCUACCCUGCUGCAGCUACUCGGCUGCCGGAACUGGCGGACUCGCCGGAAGUUCCGUUCUCGUGAGAGUGGAUCCACGUCCGGGCAGCGCCAACUCCGGAAGUUACGCGACCAUCGCCGACCUGGAGCCACUGUACGCCAGACCCUGCGGCUCACGAGCCAGUUAUUACGCGGCCAGUCACGUAACGCAUCUCAGUCAGGCCACAGACCCCUGCGAGAAGGCAAGGGCCCUGGCAGUUUCAAGGUCAGCCCUCUAUUGCCGGGACCACAUACAGGAGGGGACCUUCGGACGUGUCUACAAGGGUACUUUGGAGCUGGCUGGUCACGAACAGGAAGUCAUCAUAAAGACAGUCACGGAGGUGGCCUCGGCGUACCAGGCGUCUUUGCUCGUGGUGGAGGGCUCUCAGCUGGCUGGACUGGUCCACGGGAACGUUGCGUCCCUUGCUGCGGCCUGUCUAGAUGGGCCUUGCCCACUCUUGGCCUACACGAGUACUCCCACCGAAUUGAAUCUGAAGCUCUACCUGACCGACGGAAACCAUCAUCCUGGUACCAGGGACCUGGUCCACGUGGCUGCUCAGGUCGCCAGAGCUGGGGCCUUUUUGCACGGUCGUGGUUUGCUGCACAGGGACAUCGCGACCAGGAACUGUUUAAUAGAACCUGCUGGACAUCGCGUGAGGUUGGCGGAUGCUGCGCUGGCCAGGGAUCUGUUCCCACAGGAUUACCAUUGUCUGGGCGACAAUGAGAACCGUCCCAUACGCUGGAUGGCCCUGGAGAGUCUUCAGAUUAAUCAAUUUAGCACAGCGACAGACGUGUGGUCCUUUGGUGUCUUCCUGUGGGAAUUGGCUACGCUGGGACAGCAACCUUACCUAGAGGUCGAUCCAUUCGAGAUGACAGCUUGUCUACGAGAUGGUUACAGACUCGCUCAACCUAGACCAUGUCCCGAUGAACUCUUCGCAGUAAUGGCGGUCUGCUGGUUGGGCCUUGCCAAAGACAGACCCACCAUGCCCCAACUAUUGGCCUACCUGCAGGAGUUUCAUGACGCUCUUGGUGGUUUUAUUUGAAAUCCCUUUGCUCCAUGACAUCCCUAGAAUUCCCUAGAAUUCCCUACUGAAAGACUGCCUGAGUGGUUCUCGGCAAUUUGGGAUAGUAACCAAUUACAUUGAUGUAUGGGCUUAUGCACGAGAGGGUAGAAAAAAGAAAAAGUUCAGAAAGGUGACACGUGUCAGGGUCCAAAAGAACGUUAUACGGAAGAAAGUGGCUACAGAUGAUCGAGAUGAGGUAUAUAAUAAUAAUAAUAAUAAAAAAAAGAAAAAAAAAGAUGCGACGCAGGACGAAGAAAAAGAAAGGGUAAAGGAAAAUUGAAGAGUAUAAGAAGAAGUAGUAGGGGUGGAGAUGCGGAAACGAGCCAGGCUCACCGAACCGGAAGCCAAGAAGAAUUGGGACCCCGUGCUCAGAAUAACGAAAAGAGUGAUACUCGUAUAUAUACGUAAGAAUCCCUAGGACGAACUUAAACUUUGAAAGUAAACCGAUGUAACCCAAAGGUCACUGCCUAAUCAAAUCAAACACAAAAGUCUGAUAGAAAUCAAACGACUUGGAAUUGACAACGGCCGCCCUGUUGCACAAUUUUCUUCCUUCGAAAAUAUUCCUGCUCUCUUUUUCAUUGAAUAAGUGGCUAAGCUACCGGACCCACCAGACAAGCCGGCGCCUACGGAACCGCAACCGUCUGGCCACGCGGCAACGACGUGACAGCUCCAUCCAGGAGUGUAAAUGUAAAUUGAUGAAAAUUCAAUGUAACUUUACAUUGGAUUUGAACGCUUUUAGAGAAAGUCAUGCAAACGGGCGGUCGGAUUCUGGAGAUAUACAGAAAUUAUAUAAAUUCCACUUUCCACAUUCUUGUAACUCUAAGCCGACUGUCAUUCUUCAAUAUUCUCGACUUAUUCAAAAAAUUCAAACACUCGGUUGCAUCCUGCACUUUGGACUCUGCAUUCUGCAUAUGCACUCUACUAUGUGCUCUGUACAGUGAAAGUCUGAUUCUUCCUACAGGUCCCUUCAAGGAAUGAGCUCAUUUUUAAAUGUACUCGAUGUUUAAAUGUCGCAUGUUCCCUUCUAACGAGACCCUUUCUCUCUCCCCCUUUCCGCCCUCUCUCUCUCUCUCUCUGAGUCAUUUUAUCUAAUCAAAUCACCAAUUAAUUACGUUCGAAUUAAUAUAAAAAAAAAAAAUUAUCCCGUCCUAUGUUAAUUUCCUAUUUUCUAUACAUAUAUACUUUCUCUAAGUCUUUCUCUGACUCACCUCUUCCAUCCAUCCAACCAUCGUUGUAGAUCCGGCCGAAAAACCCUGAGCAGAAUUACAAUUAACAGUACCUAGUAUGAAAGGCCAUCUAAAUAUUACCUACUAUUACGACACUACUACUACUGCUAUUACGACUACUACUAUUACUACUACUCGUACUAUUACUGUACUACUAAUCUAAAGCUACGACUACUAUUUACUAUAACGUAUUAAUUAAUUUAUUUAUAUCGAAUCUAACGUAUCUACUAUAUUCCUGAAUGUUUUAUGGAGGAACAGGGUAGACUAGUGCUACACACUUUUUUCGCUGUCGCUAUUACAACAUCUAUCCAAUGACAAUGAUAUCACCAUCCAAGUACGAAUCCUGAGCAAGAAUACCAGCAGGAGAAUUAAUAAUUCUAAGAGGCGAUAGAUGGCCGAGAUUAAUAAUUCAUAUUUCAAUGAAGCCUAACCUAGCCUAACCUAACCUAAAGAUAGUUCCCAUCCUGUGAUCGAUCAUUAAACGUUUCUCCUAUCCCCCAAAGAAAUUCCUUAUCUCAUUGUAAAUACGUAUAGCGAAUAACAGUGGUGAUGGCCGAGCGAGUUGAUUUGUGCAGAUUCUAUUAUUUCCUAUAACGAUAUGUAACGGCAUUAUUUUUCAAUGGAGAAUAAAGUAUACGUGUUGAAAAGAA